CCGUGCUAAUCUCUCCAAGAUCAUCCUUCGACCAUUUAGUACUGACCCAAACACACGCCGUGAUACGAGUGCCAUUGUGAAGUCAAGUUUUUUUCUAAGCUUCAUAAAUUCGCUGAUUACAAUCUCACUGUUAAUAGUUUUAUAAAGACACAUUCAACUGAAAUAACUCGAUUAAAAUUUUGUCAAAGUGUGCUUUCAUGCCAACUUCUCAGCGAUUAUAUAAUCAACAAAGUUUAACCAAAUUAUAAUUGUUGUACUGCGAUAUAGGAUUUUCAGUGUUGUUCUAGAAAUGUAAAUGUUUCUAAUUGCUUUAACAUUUGUAAAAUAUAAGGAAUCUGAAUAUCAAGUUCGAGUUGACUGACAAUUGUCGUUUAUGUAAGCAUUUUAUAAUCGAAAUUAUAUUAUUAUUCCAACUGUACACAACUAUUGAUAUGCAUAUGACUGCAUAGAUAUCAUAGCGCCAAUGACUACAUUGAAUGAUGACGCUCCUGAACGAUGACCAUGGUGAAAUCCACUUCGACAAGCAAUUGUUGUAUUACAUCGAAACUAAAGACAAUGCUAAGGUCCGGGCGAUUUUAGAAAAUGAGGAUGUAAUCAGACCGAGGGACUUUUUAGAGGCCACUUUACUUCAUUACGCGGCUCAAUUUGGCAAUGCGGCGAUAGCGAAAUACCUCAUAGAUAAAGGAUCGAACGUAGAGGCUCAAAACGCGCAGAAACGAACGCCGCUGCUUUUGGCCGUAUCGAACAAUCAAGACGACAUUUCGGCAGAGACGGUGGAGGUGCUGCUGCAGGCGAACGCGAAUAUGUUUACAGCGGAUUACGUGGGCGCGUACGCGCUGCAGACAGUUCUUUACAGUAAAUCAUUCCGAGUGAUCGAAGUGACGGAAAUGUUUCUGAAGAAGCUCGCGACCGUGUGUGGAAAUGACGACGCUCUGAUAGUUGAAAAACUGCUGGCAGCCGAAUGUUCGCUCGAGCGAGCCGCUCUUCUGCGCAAGCCCUCGAUACUGCGGAUCAUGAUCGCGAGGGGAUGCUGCGUCGACGAGCGCCAUCCUCGGCUGGGCCACACCGCACUCCACGCAGCUGUACACUUGAUGGACCUCGAAAACGUCAAGUUGUUGAUCGAGUACGGCGCCGAUGUCAAUGCCAAAGACUUCAAGGGACGCAUUCCUUUGUUUUAUUACAACCAUUAUUGCAUUCGCAAGAUUCAGCAGCCCGAGAUUAUCCGACGGGUGGUCGACGAAAAGACCGAGCUGACCGAGCUCGACAUUAACGGAAGGCACAUGCAGCUGACUACGGUGCUGAUACAGGGAAGCGCCGAAGCCAUUAGAAUAUUGCUGGAGUUGGGUGUCGAUUUCAGCGCGACAACCUGGCAAGGCAAGACUGCACUUCACUAUUUGGCUUCGAACACGCAUCCGGACGUAGCUAGACAGUUGGAAAACUUGCAAAUGGACGUAAACGCACUCGACAAUCUCAACAAUACGCCUCUCUUCUAUGCGAUGUACGUCAAAAAUGUAGACAUGGUGCAGUUUCUGCUCGAGAACGGCGCCGAAGUCAAUGUUAGAAAUUUUGCUGGGCUGACGCCGCUGUACUACUUGUACGCCAAGAACUCGUGCAUCAAACAACACGAUCGCGUCGUGCAGCUGCUCUUUUUAUACGGAGGAAAUUGCAAGCUGGCUGACACGCCGAGGAACACGGUUUUCGACAUUGUCAAAAAAAGAAGAAAAUUUGAUUUCGUUAAGACGCUGCUCGCGCACUUGGCGAUCCUCCACAAACUCGGCCAGCCACCGACUAGUAUUUUACUCAGCAGCAUCGCUUCGCACAAGAUGUUCAUGACUUAUUUCGAUUCUUGUUUAAAGAAGCUCGACAAAAUGAACAACAUUAGUAUUAAUGAUACGAUAACCACGUUUACAAUUCUGGCUAAGCCCGAAGAAGCAAUAGUGAAACGCUGUAGGUUCAGUCCCGCGUUACUUUCAAAAUUGAUUAGCAUCAAUAAAAAGUCCCACUCGAAUUUUUAUUAUUUCGGUAUUUUGCAAAAGCGACUUAACAAGAUUGUUCCAAAAGUUCAAAUGAUACAAAACGCCGCAUUCGUACUAUGCAAAAUUUUAGGAUUAUCCAACAAUCAGAUUCACCUCGUUGUCUAUACAAUAAUUAAUUAUCUAGAUUACGAUGACGUGCAAAGGUUGAAUCGCCUGUGAGACGUUGAAUGCUAAAAAAUAAACACUUGGACGAUUAUUACUUUUUUUUUUAUAUUUACGUCGACAACGAUUAUCGAUUUAUUGAACCUAAAAGUUUGUUUCA
Molecule: messenger RNA, 2298 nt
Organism: Phymastichus coffea
Lineage: Eukaryota; Metazoa; Arthropoda; Insecta; Hymenoptera; Eulophidae
Product: putative ankyrin repeat protein RF_0381
Exons: 2
Coding region: 477-2195 (572 amino acids)
Cellular component (GO): cytoplasm; nucleus
Molecular function (GO): protein binding
Source: RefSeq, a predicted model, not a curated record